Molecule: messenger RNA, 1401 nt
Organism: Trematosphaeria pertusa
Lineage: Eukaryota; Fungi; Ascomycota; Dothideomycetes; Pleosporales; Trematosphaeriaceae
Exons: 3
Coding region: 1-1401 (466 amino acids)
Cellular component (GO): mitochondrion
Source: RefSeq, a predicted model, not a curated record
AUGGAUAACGGGAUCGAAGUCGUCGCAAAACUUCCGAAUCCAAAUGCCGGGCCGGCCCAUUACACGACGGCAUCUGAAGUCGCCACCCGGAAAAUGCUUCGAGAUGUCUUUUCCAUACCGGUUCCUCGCGUGCUUUCGUGGUCUUACGAUGCCGCAAAUAACCCGGUCCAAGCCGAGUACAUCCUCGAGGAAAAGGCACCCGGUGUCCGUUUAGGCGCUCUGUGGCCAAGUUUGCCGUGGAGAACAAAACUUGGCAUUGUUGAGCAGGUCGUCGAUUUCGAUUGCUCGCUGACCGGCGUGCAGUUCAAGAACCAUGGUUGUAUCUAUUUCAAGGAUGACCUCCGACGAUUGACCGGCAGCUCAGACGCCGUACGGUUCACCGCGGACCGGCAAAGCUUGAAUCUUGACCAAUAUGCUAUAGGACCCUUGACUAAAGCCGAACUCUGGGCCAGCGGCCGGGAGCAGAUGAACCUUGACCGAGGUCCGUGGCAAGAUUCUCAGGCGUAUACGCGAGCAUUAGGCGCGAACGAGAUGGCAUGGACACGAAGAUUUGCCAAACCUCGCAUGAAUUACUUCUGGUCGCUGGAAGAACCGGAGCUCCCUGGACACGCUCUCGAAUUACUUGCCAAAUACGAGCGAGUCGCACCAGCCAUGGUCCCCCCGGAAAACGAGUCCGCCACUGCGAACGUUCUAUGGCAUCCCGAUCUCCAUCUCGACAAUGUGUUUGUCGAUCCUACCUCGUACGGAAUCACGGGUAUCGUGGAUUGGCAGUCGACGAUGGCAGCCCCGCUCUUCUACCAGUCCGGUAUUCAUCGAGCGUUCCGACAUUACAAGAGCGUCCGCGAGGGCUGGGUUGUGCCGGAGAAGCCAGACAAUUUCGACGCGUUGCCUCCUGACGAACAGAAACGAGUCGAUCGGGAUCUGGAGAGCGAAACUAUCCACAAAUACUACGAGCUCCAGACUCUGAAGCGGGCGCCACGCCACUGGGAGUAUCUUCAACAACCCAUGGUGCCAGUGCUAAGGAAACCCGUCUGGCUCGUAACCGGGGUGUGGGAUAAUGGCGAUUUGUUUUUCCUGCGUGAUUCGCUCAUUACUCUCUUCACUAGAUGGAACGAGAUCUUUGGCGAAGAUACGCAGUGCCCAAUUACAUUCUCAGCAGAAGAACUGAAACGGCAUGCGCGAGAGGAAGGUAACGUUGACGGCCUGGGAAAAAUGCUGUCGCUCUUUCGAGACCAAGGCGUCCUGCCAGCAGAUGGUAUAGUGCAGCCCGAGGAUUACCAGACAGCGAUUGAAAACUGCCGCAAGUACAAGCAGAUCUUUCUGAAUGCGGCCCAGAACCAGUACGAGCGGGAUCUGUACUCCAGGAUUUGGCCGUACCAAGAUGUUUCCGAGGGGAUCUAG